AUGCACUCGUCUUCCUAUCAGAAUUCAAGACCGACAGAAUCUUUUUGUUUUUGUUUUGAAAAUAGUCUGGGAUGCGCUAUACGUUUGUAUUUCAAUUCAAUGUCGUCGGACAUGCCCGUGAUCGUGGUUCCUAGUGUAGUUUUAGGUUACUUCACGCGUAACUCCCUCCGCUCACUCGACAGAAUUACUUAG
Molecule: messenger RNA, 192 nt
Organism: Haemonchus placei
Lineage: Eukaryota; Metazoa; Nematoda; Chromadorea; Rhabditida; Trichostrongylidae
Source: the annotation of a GenBank genome assembly